This is a messenger RNA of Mucor mucedo, 273 nucleotides long. RefSeq lists its product as uncharacterized. The transcript has a single exon. The record is from RefSeq and is a predicted model, not a curated record. The annotation marks the transcript as partial. NCBI's taxonomy places the organism in Eukaryota, Fungi, Mucoromycota, Mucoromycetes, Mucorales, Mucoraceae.
UUCGUCCCUGGCUUAAGCUCUUCUAUUGGCAGUUUUAUUGGUACAUUGGCAAGCAAUUCCCAAAUAUUUGACAGAAAAAGCAGAUAUUUUGUUACUCUUGGUAUGAAUAGUAUUCUGGAUAUGACGGACAAAACUACAGGUAGCCAACUCUCGCAACUUUCGGAAGAAGCCUCCCAAGCCUGCCAAAAUAAGUUUGCACCUAUCCGAAAAGCUGUGAAUUUAAGAACAGUCCAAAAGUAUGAAGACUUAUUGGUACUCAAUGAAGAUGGCUAA